Messenger RNA from Amorphotheca resinae ATCC 22711, 2034 nucleotides. RefSeq lists its product as hypothetical. Gene Ontology annotation, molecular function: zinc ion binding; DNA-binding transcription factor activity, RNA polymerase II-specific; DNA binding. The coding region runs from base 1 to 2034 and encodes 677 amino acids. The transcript has 7 exons. The record is from RefSeq and is a predicted model, not a curated record. Lineage: Eukaryota; Fungi; Ascomycota; Leotiomycetes; Helotiales; Amorphothecaceae. Gene Ontology annotation, biological process: DNA-templated transcription; regulation of DNA-templated transcription.
AUGUCUGGCGAGUCAGGAUCUGGCGCACGGAGAAUUCUUCCCCAAAGUUCACAGAUGCAGAGCUUCUCUUUCGCGCCAAAUAACUCCGGGCCGCGGGAGAAUCAAAAGAAUUAUGUAUUCGUCGAUGAACACAACCGCCAUAAACGUUUGAAGGUGAUGCGAGCAUGUGAAGGUUGCCGAAGGAGGAAAAUCAAAUGUGAUGCAGCAACAACAAAUACGUGGCCAUGUUCAGCUUGCAUUCGAUUGAAGUUGCAGUGCGUUCCACCAACCGUCAACUAUGAUCGCGAUUUUCCUACCAAUCCUCAGGCGUUCGAGCCGGAGAGAGCAGAGUACGAGACCGGAGGCAAUGGUGAAGACGAUUACCAACAACAAGUUGCUCUACAGCAACAAUUGGUUGGAUCGCAGAAGGACAUUGCUCCCAUUUAUACCCAGCAAGGGCCAUACUCGGACAGCAUUGGUGUUUAUCAGUCUGUGGGCUAUGGCGAGCCUUCAUCAAGUCAUAGCCAGCAAAGUAUGCACUAUGGCAGCUUGCAGACUCCUGUCAGUGUGCUUGAUCAGCAGCAACACUUCUCACCAACCCAGGUCUUCCCAACUCCUCCAUUACAAUCCAACCCUCAGCCAGAAACACCCGAAAUGUAUGAGCAAGACCAGUAUGGACAGCAGAACUUAGCCGACUUGCUGGGGGAGCUCAGAAUGAACGAAGCAGGCACAGCUCCGUAUCUAAAUAAUAAGAACAAGACCAAAACUCUGGUCGAGGAGCCAGCAUUCGAAGAUAUCGAUGACUACAAGCACGCCUUCCUUCCAGCUUUAUCUGGGCCAGAUCUUAAGAUCAGGAUACCACCAGAAUUGAUGCCGGAUGAGGAAACGAUUAUGAGCUAUUUCGACAUGUACUUCACCAAUGUCCAUCCUUACGUACCUGUUUUGAAUAAAGCGGCUUUCUAUCAGCAAUAUCAUACCAACAGAGAAGCAAUUUCGCCCCUCAUUCUUGAAGCUGUCUUUGCAAUAGGCGGCCGACUUGCUGAUGAACCAGCCCAAGGACACCAGUGGUUGGCUCUUGCCUCGAAACAUGCGGAUUCUUUUAUGGAUACUCCCCGACUGAGUACUCUCCAGGCCAUUCUUAUUAUACUCAAGGCACGGGAGUCUGCACCAAAGCGUGGCUAUUAUUUUCGAUCUUGGAUGACGGUUGUGCAAUGCGUGCAAAUGGGGAAAGACCUUGGACUGGAUGAACAUUAUGAAGAGCACAAAGCUGGAAGACCAUGCGGUUCAGAUCUCGCUGAAUGCAUAACGAAAACUCGAAUCUGGCAAACAAUUUUCGUUUGCGAGUUGAUGAUUGGAUCCCCCCAAGGGCGAACCGACCUCGCGGUCGAGAUGGAAACAUUGGACCUCAGUAUACAGAGACCAGUCCCAGGCAUCGAUGAUGCGGAGUAUCACAUCACCCGGAAUUUCACUUACUUCACGCGAGUUGUUCGCAACGUAAGGAGGAUGAACAAUGUGUAUGCACGGAUCAAGAAAAAGAAGGAUUGGGGCAUCGAUCCCGAAUUUGUGCAGUUAAACCCAUCUUUCGACGCAUGGAUGAACGAUUUGCCCGCCGAUCUACAGAUCACCUUCCCUCCUGAUGGGUCCCCGCCAUGGUUACCAUCACACUUCAUUGGAAACCUCCACUCAUAUUACUAUCUAGGAAUCAUUUUGCUGCACCGGCCUCAACUCACAUUUAUGGAGCCGACGGGGUUAGAUGGUGGCUGGAAGCAUCAUAUGAUGAUAUGUUAUUCGUCAGCAAAGCUUCUGUGCAGACUGCAGGAAGCAAUCUUACAAUCUUUUGGAAUGACAGGUCUCCUAUGCAUGCAGCGCGGCAUCAAUUUUACAAUCUACUGCGUCCUGACAUGCACUGUUCUCCACCUGGUUGCGCUCACUUCACCGGAUCCCGACCUCAAUGGAGAUGCUCGAGAAUACUUCACUCGGCACAUGAGAAUUUUGGAGAAAUGCGCGAGCGCCUGGCCAAUGCCAGACAUGCAACAACAAAUCGAUGCACUUUGA